AGCAAGCUUCACCACUAAUUGAAACAAACUAUUCUAGCUAGCUAGCUGAAGUUGUUCAAAUGAGCAUGGUUUCUUUAAUGAAACUCUUGUCUCUCUUUCUCCUCGUCGUACUGCUGACGCCGCCGCCGGCCGUCCAGGGCCAGCUUAAAAUUGGCUUCUACAACAAGACAUGCUCUACGGCGGAGAGUCUGGUUCAGCAGACAGUGGCCUCCGCCUUUGCCAACAACUCCGGCGUCGCCGCCGGCCUCAUUCGAUUGUUCUUCCAUGAUUGCUUCGUCAGGGGUUGCGAUGGCUCAGUGCUAAUAGAUUCAACGGCCAACAAUACGGCAGAAAAAGACGCUCCCCCAAACAACCCAAGCUUACACGGCUUCGAGGUGAUCGACGCCGCUAAAUCCGCCGUGGAAGCCAAAUGCCCCAACACAGUCUCCUGUGCCGACAUCAUCGCCUUUGCCGCCCGCGACUCAUCCGCCCUAACCGGCAACAUUUCCUACCAAAUUCCCUCCGGUCGCCGCGACGGCAACAUCUCCUUAUCCUCUGAAGCCAGCGCUAAUCUCCCCUCCCCUCUCUCCAACGCCUCCACUCUCAUCAAGGCUUUUGCGGCAAAAAACCUUACCGUGGAUGAGCUCGUCACAUUGUCCGGGGCCCACUCCAUAGGGGUUUCCCACUGCUCUUCCUUCAGAAACAGGAUCUAUAAUUUCAGCUCGACUAGUCAGGUGGACCCCACGCUGAGCGCCGCAUAUGCGACACUAUUACGGUUGGCUUGCCCAUUCAAUACUUCCCAGUCGGGAAAUACAACGGUGGCGUUGGAUCUUAUUACGCCGUCGGCGCUCGACAACGCAUAUUAUAAGGGGGUUCAGUUGACACUGGGGUUGUUCACGUCGGACCAGGCGUUGUUGACGCAGGCAAAUUUGAGCACUGCCGUGAAUGAUAACGCAAACAAUGCCAGUGGGUGGGCUACCAAGUUUGGGAGAGCGAUGGUGCAGAUGGGAACAACUGAGGUGAAGACGGGAACGCAGGGGGAGAUUCGGAAGAAUUGUCGUGUUGUGAAUAGUGCAAAUCUCGGGAGUAUUAUAGGAGUGGAUGUUAAGGAAGAGGAGGAGGAUGAGUCUUUGAUGGCUUCUAUGUGAGUGAGAGGUGCAUGUGUAUGACUAACGGCCUAUGCUUUGCUUUAUAAAAUAAGAUUGGAGGAUGUCAUUUACUUUGUCUUAGGACUAGCAAUAAUAUAUAGCUAUCGAUGUACGUACGCUGUUUUUUGACAAAAAUAAUUGGUCAUCCUUCUUUGUUGUUGUCGCAUGGGUACGUAUACAAUUUCCUCAUGAGUGAUGUUAUAACUUAAUAUUUUUAUUAAUAAGUUGGUAAGUUGGGUGCAUCAA
Messenger RNA from Dendrobium catenatum, 1373 nucleotides. Its product is annotated as peroxidase 5-like. Gene Ontology annotation, cellular component: plant-type cell wall; plasmodesma. The transcript has 2 exons. The record is from RefSeq and is a predicted model, not a curated record. Gene Ontology annotation, biological process: hydrogen peroxide catabolic process; response to oxidative stress. NCBI's taxonomy places the organism in Eukaryota, Viridiplantae, Streptophyta, Magnoliopsida, Asparagales, Orchidaceae. Gene Ontology annotation, molecular function: peroxidase activity; heme binding. The coding region runs from base 60 to 1127 and encodes 355 amino acids.